AAAAUGAGGUGAGGCCUCUUGGCAGAUUGUUUUUUCCAUGAGCAAGCCAUGCAGCAGUGUGAGACCAUCCUUUGCCUUUCGGUCUACAUCAUCACCUUCGUCACAGGCUUCCCAUGCAACGUCCUGGCCUUCUACACGUUCAGCUGCAAGGUGUGGAGAAAGCCAGCGCCCAUAGACAUCCUCCUGCUCAACCUGACCAUCUCAGACCUCCUAUUCCUCCUCUUCCUGCCCUUUAAGAUGAAAGAGGUGGUCGAUGGCAUGCGCUGGAACAUGCCGUACUUCCUGUGCCCACUGUCCGGCUUCAUCUUCUAUAUGACCAUCUACAAUAGUGCGUUUUUUCUUACUGCGGUAAGUGUCGAGCGCUACCUGGGAGUUGCUUUCCCCAUCCAGCAUUCGUUGAGACGACGACCCUUUUACGCCGUGGUGGCCUCCAUCUUCCUCUGGGCGCUCUCCAUGCUCCAUCUUAGCAUUGUCUACAUAGUACCGUACUACGACCCAGCUGGGACAGGUCCACCACCCAGGAAUGUGUGCUAUGAGGAGUUCACUGAUGCCCAGCUGCGCAUUCUGUUGCCUGUACGCUUGGAGCUGUGCAUUGUGCUGUUCGGCAUCCCGCUGCUCAUCUGCACUUUCUGCUACAUCAACUUCAUUCACAUCCUGUCACGUUUGCCAAACAUUGGCAGACGGAGGAAGCUUCGAGCCAUUGGACUUGCCUUGGGCACGCUGCUGGUGUUCGCACUGUGCUUUGGACCAUACAACGUCUCGCAUGUGGUAGGAUUCAUCACCAAAAGCAGCCCUGCAUGGAGAGACAAGGCACUGCUACUCAGCACUUUCAAUGCCUGCCUGGAUCCACUCAUAUUUUACCUGUCCUCGGCAGCUGUCCGGAGCAUGCUGGCAUCAAUGGCGCAGGUUGUGUGGCACAAAAUAAAGGCGUGUAACAGUGUUCUUUUCUGCCGGAGACUGGGAAAAGAUGGGCAUGAGAGUACUAAAAACUCAUUCCCAAUACCAGGCGAGAUUAACGCUCUUUGACAGAAAUUGGUGGCAAGAACAGGAUGGGACCACAUCCUUAUGUUUUCCACCAUCCUUUUGGAAAAGGCUGCAAUCAUUUCAGUGUAUUUAUACUUUAAUCCACAAAGGAACAAUUACACAGCACCUGGAAUAGUUGGGGAUUUAGAACUUUGCUUGAAGACAAUAAGAAUCCACCCUUCGGAGGUUAUUUAUUUCUGGGAACCAAAUUCAGAUGUAGUACACAGUAAGAGCGAGAACUUUCUUAGUUCUUUCUUAGUCUUAGUGAGCAGACCUGGAACUUCUAACCCCAAACCUUAUCUACAACAAGAUAUUUUAACAUGCCUGUAUGGCUUGAUGUAAGUAAUGCCCCUAUGUUUCCUGCAUAUGAUAAGGGCUUGGACAACAGGCCUCAUAUGGGAGCUUUAUUGGAGAGUCAGCAGCAAGAGAAGAUAUACAUCAUAUACAACCCAUUGUGUACACACGACAACCAUACGGUGUAUUAAGUGUUUACAUACAGAACUCCUGUGGUUUAUGAAUGUUUAGCCUCGAAUAUGUUUUCUGGUGCUCGCUUCUUCAAGCCAGAAUUAAAGACAUGCACUGCACCGGGCAUAUUGAGCGGUGGGCAAACAAAAAAAAAGGACCCUUCACCUGGACUGCUCAGUAUGAUUGGGUGGAGAUAAAGCACAGAGUCACAGUUUGUUCAGCGUGGAGAUAAAGGAUCUGCAAUAGCAGGCAGUACUUGGGUCAAUAGAACUCGCUCUUUCACCUGUUCCAGCUUAAUAUUUGCAGGUUAUUUGGUUCUUGGAAAAACGGACAAUAGAUGAUGGACUGAGAACUAACACCAGACGUUAUUUGAGAGAGAAAAGAAAAAAAGGAAUAUACUAUAGAGCAAACACACACACACACACACACACAAAUAUUCAGGCUUUCAAUAUUUCACAUUGUAACUUCAGUUCAGGAAAUGACAAGACCGGUAAACCUUUCAUACCUCAACCAAAAAAACAAAUCAAUAAAAGGCAAAGAAACGAAUAACAAUAAAACAUUAUACCUUGUUUUUAAUGAAAUUCUUCAAAUCUUACAGCAGCGAAGCCUGAUUAUCUUGUCAACCCUACCGCAAAGAGCAAUUCAUCAGGCGCAGACUGAAAUUAGCUGUCAUUACCUAACGUGUUUAUUGGAGAACCAUGAGGAGUAUAUUGCUUAUUGUAAUGUCCGCCGUCCGUUUCUGGCCUCUACGGCAUCAUAAAAUUUUUAUCGUAUAUUUCCCUCUUGCUCAUAACCGUCUCGAAUCUCCCUACAGGAUACUGGUGCAUGAGUUAUGAUUUAUGAACCUAAUAAAUAUUUGGAUAAGGUUAUUGUCUUUGAUUGCUAAUCUUGGGUUGUGUGUGUAAGUGUGUGUGUAUACAAUAUGUGGGUUUGUAUGUGUGUGUAAAUGUACUCUACUAAGUAUGUGCAGUGAGAAACAAAUGCACAUGAAAUAUGAAUGCUGAAGCCGUAUAAAUGAUGAAAUUUAAGUUGAUGACUUGGGUAUUCACAUACAGAUUUAUGUGUGUGAUGCAUCAUCUCUUUUUCUAUGUAUGAGCCAAGGGGUUUAACCCUUCUAAAAAGGUUCUACAUGGAACCUUCAAAAAAACAACCACAGUUUAUAUAUAAAUUUUUUCAUAAAAGAGUCUAUAGAGUGGUGCUUGAAAGUUUGUGAACCCUUUAGAAUUGUAUUUCUGCCUAAAUAUGACCUACAGCAUUGUCGGGUUUUCACACAAUUCCUAAAAGUAGAUAGAGAACCCAAUUAAACAAAUGAGACAGAAAUAUUAUACUUGGUCAUUUAUUUAUUGAUGAAAAUAAUACAAUAUUUCAUACAGAAUCUGUAAGUGGUAAACGUAUAGGAAACUUUGCUUUCAGGAUCUGGUGUGAGCCCCUUGUGCAGCAAUAACUGCAACUAACUGCAACCUGUGUCUCGUUUCACCCUGAUUCCCACCACAAAUUCUUUAUGGUUCUUGUUUUCGCUGUUUU
This is a messenger RNA of Ictalurus punctatus (channel catfish), 3012 nucleotides long. Its product is annotated as free fatty acid receptor 3. The transcript has a single exon. The record is from RefSeq and is a predicted model, not a curated record. Gene Ontology annotation, biological process: G protein-coupled receptor signaling pathway; cellular response to fatty acid. Gene Ontology annotation, cellular component: plasma membrane. Gene Ontology annotation, molecular function: G protein-coupled receptor activity. The coding region runs from base 49 to 1026 and encodes 325 amino acids. NCBI's taxonomy places the organism in Eukaryota, Metazoa, Chordata, Actinopteri, Siluriformes, Ictaluridae.